Messenger RNA from Phycodurus eques (leafy seadragon), 597 nucleotides. RefSeq names its product heat shock protein beta-7-like. NCBI's taxonomy places the organism in Eukaryota, Metazoa, Chordata, Actinopteri, Syngnathiformes, Syngnathidae. The record is from RefSeq and is a predicted model, not a curated record. The transcript is spliced from 3 exons. The coding region runs from base 1 to 597 and encodes 198 amino acids.
AUGGAAUCACUGACUUCUUCUAGUGGCAGAUCCUCUUCCUCCUAUCGCUCCUCGGCCCGUUACAGCUCCUCCAGUAGUUUUCGGUCAGAGGGCUCACGGGCUGGAUCAUGCGACUCCCUGGAGGCACUUUUAGAGCCUUUGCUUGACUCGGCAGAUUCCUCCUGCCUGUUUGGUGAAGAGGUCCACGGCGGGCCCGCUUGCCAGGCCCCCUUCGGCAGGCGCGGCAGAUCCUCCUAUGGACUCACUGCUGCAGUGGGUGGCGCUGUUCCUAUUUGUCAGACUGGUGCUGGAGGUGUGCAGUGUGUCGGAGAUGGCUACUAUAUGUCCGCUGAUGUCAGCCAGUUUGAGCCGCAUGAUGUUGUGGUGAUGGCGUAUAACCACCAUGUCGUCAUUCACGCUGAGAAGGUCACGGAAGAUGGAAGCGUCAGUGACACAUUCACACAGAAAUCUCUGUUUCCCAAGGACAUGAACCCCCUUUCUGUCUGUGGGACCUUUAACCGUGAUGGUAUCCUGGUUGUGAGUGUCUGCCGGAUCAACCCUACAGAUGGAAAGGAUCCUCUGGCUGUCCCGACGUACCGCAGCGAAGCUCACCUUUGA